Thamnophis sirtalis is the source of this 3962-nucleotide messenger RNA. The record is from RefSeq and is a predicted model, not a curated record. Lineage: Eukaryota; Metazoa; Chordata; Lepidosauria; Squamata; Natricidae.
GGAACCCGGAAGCAGGCGGUGCUGCAAUCAAGCCGUUUCCUGCGCCAGAGUCGGAGACGGGGCUGAGCUGCGAUCUGGUGAAGCGGAGUAGCUGCGGAGCCAUGACUCACCAGACCGGCAUCCACGCCACUACGGAAUUAAAGGACUUUUUUGCAAAGGCUCGGAAUGGUUCGAUCCGCCUGAUCAAAAUCGUAAUUGAGGAUGAGCAGUUAGUGCUUGGGGCCUCCAAAGAACCAUCUCGGCGCUGGGAUAAGGACUACGAUUCCUUUGUGCUUCCUCUGCUAGAUGAACUGCAGCCAUGCUACAUCCUUUACCGCCUGGAUACCCAAAACGCUCAGGGCUAUGAGUGGCUUUUCAUCUCCUGGUCACCUGACAACUCUCCUGUUAGACUCAAGAUGCUCUAUGCAGCAACCCGAGCGACAGUAAAGAAAGAGUUUGGAGGAGGACACAUUAAAGAUGAACUCUUUGGGACAGCAAAGGAAGACAUCUCGCUCAGUGGCUACCAGAAGCAUGUGUCUUCUUCCUCUGCUCCAGCUCCUCUGACUGCAGCCGAACAAGAGCUUCAGCAGAUCCGCAUCAAUGAGGUGAAAACUGAAAUCAGCGUAGAAAGCAAACACCAGACUCUCCAAGGCCUGGCCUUCCCUUUGCAGCCAGAUGCACAACAAGCCAUUCAGCUACUAAAGCAGAGGAAAAUCAAUUACAUCCAGCUGAAGCUGAACCUGGAGCAGGAGACCAUAGAAUUGGUCCACACAAAGGCUACAGAAAUUGCUGAUCUGCCUAGAAGAAUUCCUCAGGAUUCUGCCCGCUACCACUUCUUUCUGUUCAAACACUCUCAUGAGGGAGAUUAUCUGGAGUCAGUAGAUUGAAAUUGGUGAUGGAGCUGAGCUGACUGCUGAGUUCCUGUAUGAUGAGGUCCAUCCCAAGCAGCAUGCCUUCAAGCAGGCUUUUGCCAAGCCAAAAGGUCCUGUGGGCAAAAGGGGACAGAAGCGACUUAUCAAAGGACCAGGCGAGAACGGAGAAGACAGUUAAACCCAGAGGAUGGGUCAGCCUCCAGCAUCGCAGCUCCAAGGAAAUCCACUUCUCUGCAUUUGAGCCUGUCCACUGAACUCCAGAGCCUUUUCCCUACUUCUUUUCUCAAAGUCAUGUCCAUCGGUUUCAUUAACAGGAUGGGAGGGUUGGAAUCGGGGGACAGAGAGGAAGAGGAAGACGACGGCAUGCUCUUUUUUUCUUACCUUUUGCUCUAUGGUGAUUUAAAUCUAGGGGGAAGGGGUACCCUAGGGCUUUUUGUUCUUUGUUUUUUUUAAAAUAUUUCUUACAAUAGAUGCUGUUAUUGCUUCAUCUUGUGGCCUGUUUUACUUGGAAUCUGCACCACUCAAAAGAGUUUUGUUUUCCUCUCAUCUAAGAGAGUUAUAAACUUCUACCUUGGGUGCUGUGACCCCCCAUCAAAGAGAGGCACCAUUUGUAUGGUAACAAUAACUUAGUGGCACUCUAUCCUGUCAAAGCCAUUCCCUUACCAAGGGAGUCUGUUUCCCUAAUAUUUGAUGCAGUGGUCAGUUGCCUAUUGGUUAAGGCAAAUAGCAGUAUGUUCCAUGGAUUGUUUUUGAGGUAGGGUGGAGUUGAAGGGAUGGGGGUAGUGCUAAAAGAAACAGAUCUCCUCCAAAAUAGAGGUGCGUUGUUUGGGUUUUAAGAAACUCUUUGUUUCCCAAGCUACUGAAGAAGUAAAACACUCAUUUUGUUCAAGAGUCCUGAUAAUCCCAUUCUAGGCCUUACUGUUUGUGAGGGGAAAUCUCCAUCACAAAUCCAGUGAUGGGUUGGAUUUCUCUUAAAAGAUGCUCUGCUUCCUUUCUGAUCUGCAGAAAGCUAAUUAUACUGCCUUUCUUUCUUCCCUGCCUUAUGUCAUGAUGGCUCGUUGUGUGAUGUCACAGCCUGGGAUAGACACGUGGAUGGUUAGGAACUGGGAGCAUAAUUGUUAUCCUGCCCUUAUUGGCAUCGUUUUCACUUAACUACAUCAAGAUGGCAAGAAUCACCUCACGGGUAGCUCUCGAAUGCUUCCCCAGGUCACAUUUUCCACGUGUGCUAGCUUGCAGCCUAACACAGCAUUGAUUUAACUGAGAUCAUCUUCUGACUUAACUGAGAAAGUAGAUUCCUUCCUGAUCUGUUUUGUUGGGGAGUUUUUUCACCCAUCCAUGCUUGGCAUCUAAAGUAAAGUCGCUUGGUCCUUGGUCUUCUCAUAUUUACUCAAUUGUUUGUCCUCAUCCUAGAUCAUGACACGCAACCAAUGCAUCCCCUUGUCAUAGCUCUUUAGUUAUGUGAUAGAGCUUUGCCAGGCCAAAGGAGCAUUAGCCCUUUCAUUGGUCACUGAAUGCGGAUGGGCUCUGUCUUUCACAGAAUGUACUUUGCCCAGAGGAUGUUCAUUCCAUGUGUUGGAUACUGUCUGCCAAGACUAAUUGUUUUAGAUCCAUGAAAACCAGGUGGAAGGAAAGGAUAGCCCAUAGCAUGAAAUUGUUAGCCGUGUACAUGAUGGACGGGCAUUUUAACUGCCAAGGAGUCUGGGAAGAGUCUUGAUGAUCAGCUUUGAACGUCUAAAGGAGAAGCAGCCUGUGAUCUACUCACAAAAAACUCAAAACACAAUUGUGGACUGGGAGGUUAUGAAAAACCAUUAGGGCAGGUGAAUUCGAUAUACAUAAUGAAAGUUCCUAUGACCCCAAGGAGCAAUUUAUUGGUCUGCUUUUAUAUCUCAUGCAAACAAACUCUGAAAUUACAAGCUUUUUUAUUUUUUACAUAGCCAAUCGUAUGGUAUUAGUAUGGUGGGCCUGAGUGGAGUAGUAUUUGUGUAAGAGCAAGCCUGGAUGUGCUCUGGGUCAUUCUUUCCCCAGUGGGACUGAUCUGCAAUUUAAGAAAGAAAGAGUAGGUUUUGCCAAAUUCCAAAUAUUCUGUAUGGGGGAAAAAUAGAAUCACAGAUUCUAAAAAUAAAAAACUGGAAAAAAAUCAUAGAUUCUCAAAAAUAGGACAAAAUUUAGGCCUUCAUUUCCAAUCCCCUACUCACUACAGGAAUCCAGAUGAAAAUGUCUAUGAUGGAAGUGGUGGUAUGCACCAUCAUUUCAUGGAUGGGGGAAAGUCUAAAUCUUAAUUUUUCCUGAUUUUUUUUAACUGUUCAUCUUUUGCAUCUUAGGUUUAUUGGCAUCCCUUGGGACAGAUGUCUUUAUAAUAAUGUAGUGCUUAGAAAUAAACAGAUCUUGCAUCCAGUAUAUGAUUCUAAGGUAAUAAUUAAAUUUAAAUUUUGUCCUAAAACAUGUUCAAACAGCAAGAUUCUGUUUUUAACAGGCAUAUGCAGUGAUCAGCAACUAAAAUACAAAAUCUAAGCAUAACACUGGUCAGUGCACAACAUUUCAAUUUUUUUUUUUAAAAAAAGAUGGGUGGUUCUUUGGACAUUUUGAAGGCUCUAUCUACAUUGCUGAUCUUUGGCACAAUAAUAUCUUUAAAUACUUUAUUUUUACUGUGACCAAAUCUCAAUCAGUUCAGCUAAAUCUAGAGAUAUGAUAUUCUGUAAUAUUUGGAUUUGGACCUCUGCAGUUUCUGCAUCAUAUAUGCAAAGAUAGCUUUACUACUUUCAUUUUAAGUUUUUGUUGAGAGUGCUACACUCUUGUAAUAAUAUGAUUUAUUUUCCCAGGCAAAUGUUAUAUUUUAGGUUAGAUUUGUCCUGCGUGUUUUGUUCCAUUCUCCUCACCAAUAAGAGGCAGAUUAUUAUCAUUUUUGUUCCCUAUUAUAUUUUGAUGCAGAAGAACAAAUAUUUGCCAUUCCAAUACUGAUAACAGCUAUUACUCUGAUCCGGAACUCAUAUUUCCAUGGGUUCUUGAUGAGAUAUUAAGCAUACUUGGAUGACUACUGUUGGCAUUUUCCUCGUUUUUCACUAAUUGCAUUAAUUAAUCCAUGUGAUUCCAACAAAUGAGGCAGAAAAGUAA